Molecule: messenger RNA, 1380 nt
Organism: Pleuronectes platessa (European plaice)
Lineage: Eukaryota; Metazoa; Chordata; Actinopteri; Pleuronectiformes; Pleuronectidae
Gene: coa4
Product: cytochrome c oxidase assembly factor 4 homolog, mitochondrial
Exons: 3
Coding region: 230-481 (83 amino acids)
Biological process (GO): mitochondrial respiratory chain complex IV assembly
Cellular component (GO): mitochondrial intermembrane space
Source: RefSeq, a predicted model, not a curated record
UUAUUCGGGUAUCCGUCGGAGGUAUUUUCCGGUUGCACUGUUGUCCGCCGCUCUAGCGUGUCCCCCUGUUACACGGUGGAGUUGUGCAGUUUAUUGUGAGUCGAAGUGAGUUUGUGGACGGACCCGUCGACACAGACACAGAAUCAGCCGCUCAGGACUGUGGUGAGAAAAGGCCACCGUGGACACGCCCCUCUCUGUGAAGUGGCCUGAAACCACACACUGAAGCAGAAUGGCGUCCCCUUCACCCCAUGACCGCAGCCGGAAUGAUGACGAAGACGACCCGGUGGAUCGGAUGAUAUCCCGGACAGGAUGUGCCGAGGUGCACUAUGCUGUGCAGGAGUGCAUGGCUGAGCACCAGGACUGGCGAGUGUGCCAGAGCCAGGUCCAGACUUUCAAGGACUGUAUGAUGGAUUUCCAAAAAGCCCGGAAAGAACAGCUGAUGAAGCAGCUGCCAAUGUCCGCUGAGUCUGCUUCCGACUGAACUCACCAAACCACACAGACACAGACACACACACACACACACACACACACACACACACACACACACACACACACACAAACACACAUUAACAAACUUUUUGAACACGUUUUGAAUGAAAAGACUGCACCGAUUUUUUUUUUGUGUUGUGUAGGGCUGAAUGAUAAAUAUGGUUUGUUGAUCACAACAGACUUUUCAUACUGAUUUAUUUAAAUUUAAAUUAGUGUAUGUGCACGUUGGAAGAAGGUAAUUUUUCAGUUAUGUACUGCGCUCAUAACAUAUCUUGGUCAGAACAGCUACAAAUAUUAUUUUUGUGUUUACGAAUAAACAACAUAAAUUAUUGAUCUAUUAAAAAUAAUACUAUACUUGUCAUUUAAUGUAUUUGUGUGGUUUCAAGUGAAUCUUAGUUCACCUCUACUGAUAUGGAAGAAAGAAACACUUUCACCUCUGGCUUGGUGACCUGAGGCUUGAGUGUAUGGCCUCAGUCAGGUAUGAUGAGGACACAUUGCAUUGCCAUUGCAAACUCAACUACUAAAAUAUUCUGCAAAAAAAUGUGGGGCUAUCAAAAAAAAUAUAUGAUAUUUAAUUUUAUAUUAACUAUAACAUGUAUUUAAAUAUAAGACAAGAUAAGGUUAUCCAUUAUUAGUCCCACAGUUGGUAAAUUAUCAGUAUUCCAACAUGAACAAGAGCAGAAAGUUUCCAGGUUGGUCACACUGGCCAAAGGAAAUAACAAUGUAUGCAAAAUGCUGGAACAACAAGUUUUUAUUCUUAAAGUACAAUUAUGUUUGUUUAAACAGAGGUUUUGUGAGUCUGACUCAUCUGUCACUAAAACAUCAUUAUAUCAGCUCACGUACCUUAUUUUAUUUGUGGUGUCAUGAGAUGCAUAAACUCACUUUUUAUCA